Octodon degus (degu) is the source of this 3703-nucleotide messenger RNA. It is a transcript of the gene Tex2, whose product is annotated as testis expressed 2. Gene Ontology annotation, molecular function: lipid binding. The transcript is spliced from 11 exons. The record is from RefSeq and is a predicted model, not a curated record. Gene Ontology annotation, cellular component: endoplasmic reticulum. The coding region runs from base 129 to 3362 and encodes 1077 amino acids. Lineage: Eukaryota; Metazoa; Chordata; Mammalia; Rodentia; Octodontidae.
AUAAGAAAGAGUGCCUGGUGCGUUGAGGAGCAGCAGUACCAUGAUGGGUGAGACUGCAGUGUUAAGGAUCAGCGUCGAGGGGGCAGGAGCCAGGGGACCUGGGAGCCUGAGCCCUUGUGAAGCCAGAGAUGACAAGUCUGAAUGGCCGCCAUGCCGAGAAAACUGUUGACAUGCCAAAGCCGUCAGCCCCAAAAGUGCACGUGCAGAGGUCCGUGUCUCGAGACACCAUCGCCAUUCACUUCUCAGCAUCUGGGGAGGAGGAGGAGGAGGAGGAGGAGGAGUUCAGGGAGCACCUUGCGGGGGUGCUGGAUGACCAAAGCGUUGUGACAGGGCUCGAAGCCAAGGAGGACCUCUGCCUGGAACCCCAGGGUGGCCAUGGCUCUGUGGGCCCUCGCGCUGCGCCCCUUGUGGCGGAUGGACUGUCCACGUCCCAGGCCCUUGCUGUUUUGCCCGUCUCCGAGAACACUGUAAAGCUGUUGGAGUCCCUUCCUCCAGCAGCUCAAGUAUUAAAUACAGUGCCAUCGGCUCUGUCUCCAGGGUCGCCCCUGGCCAGCUCGCCCAGUGUGUCGUCCCUUUCUGAGCAGAAAACCAGCUCCUCCUCCGCACUGUCCUCCCCGUCCAAGUCUCCCAGCCUCUCCUCCAGUGCCUCAGCCUCUGCCCUCUCCAGCACAAAGCCCUUCCUGAGCUUGGUGAAGUCCUUGUCCACUGAGGUGGAGCCAAAAGAACCCCCGCACCCCCCGAGGCACAGACACUUGAUGAAGACGUUAGUCAAGUCUCUGUCCACCGACACCUCCAGGCAGGAGUCAGAAGCUGUGUCCUACAAGCCACCCGACUCCAAGCUGAACUUACACCUCUUCAAGCAGUUCACACAGCCACGCAACGCGGGUGGAGACUCCAAAACCGCACCUUCCUCCCCACUGACUUCUCCCUCCGACACUCGCUCCUUUUUUAAAGUGCCCGAAAUGGAGGCGAAAAUCGAAGACACUAAACGACGCCUUUCAGAAGUCAUAUACGAGCCUUUUCAGCUCCUUAGUAAAAUCAUAGGGGAGGAAAGUGUGAGCCAUAGGCCCAAAGCCCUGUCUUCCAGUGCUUCAGAGCUCUCCAACUUGUCCAGCUUGAACGGGCAUUUGGAAAGCAGUAACAACUAUAGCAUCAAGGAGGAGGAGGGUGACUCCGAGGGGGAUGGCUCUAGCAGUGACUGCAGUGUCCCCAAGAGCGACCCCUCGAAGUCCACCGAAGAGCCUGUGAGAGAGGGGGAACCAAAAUCCUCACAGGCUGGCGGCCUGAAGGAUUUAGGCCUGAAGACGAGCUCUCUUGUCUUAGAAAAGUGUUCUUUGUCUGCCUUGGUGAGCAAAGAAGAUGAAGAGUUUUGUGAACUGUACACAGAAGACUUUGAGCUGGAAGCAGAGGGUGAGGGUAGGCCUGACAAGCCCCCAGCCAUCCCUCUCAAGUCAGAGGUGCUCACGGAGGACAGCGCCCUUCUGGACAGUGAAGAGGAAGCGGAUGUGGCCGUGCAGCACCCAGAAUUGCCCGUGAAGACGCUGGGCUUCCUUAUGUUGUGCGUCUACGCGUACCUCAUCCUCCCCCUCCCCCACUACGCGAGCGGACUCUUUCUGGGAGUUGGCCUUGGAUUCAUGACUGCAGUUUGCGUGAUUUGGUUUUUUACACCACCAAGUGCUCCUAAGUAUCACAAGUCACACAGACAUCUGCAACACUGGCGUCUGAGCUCUUUGGACAUCAAAGAACCUGAAAUAUUAAAGGGAUGGAUGAAUGAGAUUCACAACUAUGAUCCAGAAACUUACCACGCGACUUUGACACACUCAGUCUUUGUUCGACUUGAGGGUGGAACCUUGCGGCUUUCGAAGCCCAAUAAAAACAUAUCCAGGAGGGCAAGCUACAAUGAAGCGAAGCCAGAGGUCACCUACAUCAGCCAGAAGAUCUAUGACCUUUCUGACAGCAAGAUUUAUCUUGUACCUAAAAGUUUGGCUAGAAAGCGAAUCUGGAACAAAAAGUACCCCAUUUGUAUUGAGCUUGGUCGACAAGAUGACUUUAUGUCUAAAACUCAAACUGAUAAGGAGAUUUCCGAAGAGAAGCUGCCAGCUGAGCGAGAGCUGGACAGCGAGGACCCCAAGAAGCCUCCCCACCCUCAAGAGGGAGCACGACCGGCCCACCGAGAGCAGAUACUCUACCUGUUUGGGAGAACUGGCCGAGAAAAGGAAGAGUGGUUCAGGAGGUUUAUUUUGGCAUCUAAGCUGAAGUCAGACCUCAAGAGGCCACCUGGCAUCUCUGGAAGUAAACCAGGGCUCCUGCCCUCCCACAGCAGGCACAGCAGUCCUUCUGGACACCUGACCCACAGCCGCAGCAGCAGCAAAGGCAGCGUGGAGGAGAUCAUGACGCAGCCGAAGCAGAAGGAGCUGGUGGGCAGCGUGCGGCAGAAGAUGCUGCUGGACUACGGCGUGUACAUGGGCAGGUGUGUGCCCCAGGAGAGUCGCAGCCCGCACCGGAGCCCCGAGCAGAGUGCAGAGAGCAGCCCCACGGCUGGCAAGAAGCUUCCCUACUUCAUGAAUGAGCUGACCCUGACGGAGCUUGACAUGGGAGUGGCUGUGCCAAAAAUCCUCCAGGCCUUCAAGCCUCGUGUGGAUCACCAAGGACUCUGGAUCGACUUGGAAAUGUCCUACAACGGAUCCUUUCUGAUGACUCUUGAGACCAAAAUGAAUUUGACCAAACUAGGUAAAGAGCCUCUUGUUGAAGCCCUGAAGGUUGGAGAAAUUGGCAAAGAAGGUUGCAGGCCCCGGGCGUACUGUCUUGCUGACAGUGAUGAGGAGUCCUCCAGCGCCGGCUCCUCUGAUGAAGACGGGGCCCCUGAGCCCAGUGCAGGAGACAAGCAGCUGCUCCCGGGAGCUGAAGGGUAUGUUGGAGGGCAUCGAACAAGUAAAAUUAUGAGGUUUGUCGAUAAAAUUACCAAAUCAAAAUAUUUCCAAAAAGCAACAGAGACAGAGUUCAUUAAAAAGAAGAUUGAAGAAGUCUCCAACACACCCCUGCUGCUAACUGUUGAAGUCCAGGAAUGCAGAGGAACCCUGGCGGUCAACAUUCCUCCACCCCCGACUGACCGCGUAUGGUAUGGCUUCCGGAAGCCGCCAUAUGUGGAGCUGAAAGCUCGGCCAAAACUCGGAGAGAGAGAGGUGACAUUAGUUCACGUGACAGACUGGAUAGAGAAGAAACUGGAGCAAGAGUUUCAGAAAGUUUUCGUCAUGCCAAACAUGGACGAUAUUUACAUCCCCAUAAUGCACUCAGCUAUGGACCCUCGCUCCACUUCCUGCCUCCUGAAGGAGCCCCCUCUGGAGGCCCCUGAUCCUCUGUAGCGGGUGGAGGAGGAGGGUCUGUCUUGAGACGCCCUCCGCAUCCAGGUUCCUGGCUGCAGUCUGCACCGCGGCACUGGCUCCCAAGACUGCUUCUGCCUCUGCCUGCCGGUGCCCAUUCCACUGUGAGGUGUCAUUCCCUACAUCUAGUGACAGGCAUUUGGAGUGCCUGCCACAAAGCCUGGCCUCGGCAAAGGAGACUGGACUGUCAUCCCAGUGGGCCCAGAAGUUAUGCGACUCACAUUGUGGCUGCUUAAAGUCUACCAGCUUCGGAGCUGAAUUUUUGUGGCAGCAAAAAGCACGUUGAGAGGGAAGCUGUGCAGCGGACCGGAAGCCUCCCCUCC